Leptopilina boulardi is the source of this 3407-nucleotide messenger RNA. RefSeq names its product NADH-ubiquinone oxidoreductase chain 4-like. Gene Ontology annotation, biological process: electron transport coupled proton transport; aerobic respiration; ATP synthesis coupled electron transport. The record is from RefSeq and is a predicted model, not a curated record. The annotation marks the transcript as partial. NCBI's taxonomy places the organism in Eukaryota, Metazoa, Arthropoda, Insecta, Hymenoptera, Figitidae. The transcript has a single exon. Gene Ontology annotation, molecular function: ubiquinone binding; NADH dehydrogenase (ubiquinone) activity.
AUUAAUUUAAUUAUUUUUUAUCCAUUAUUAAUAAAUAAAAUUAUAUUUAUAAUUUUUAUUGACCAAUACUCAUUUAUUUUAAUUCUUUUAACUCUAUGAAUUUUUAUUCUUAUAAUUAUAGCUUGAAUAAACAUAAAUUUUAAAAAAAUUUAUUUAAUUAACAUAAUAAUCUUAAUAACCUCUUUAAUUAUAUCUUUCAUUUCAAUAAAUUUUUUCUCUUUUUAUAUUUUUUUUGAAAUUAGAAUAAUCCCAACUUUUAUACUAAUUAUAGGAUGAGGAGGUCAAUUUGAACGAAUCGAGGCAAGAAUAUAUAUAAUUUUAUACACAAUAUUUGCCUCUCUCCCCCUUAUAAUAAUUUUUAUUAACCUUUAUAUUAGUUCAAACACCCUAAAUUUAAUUUUAUUAAUAAAUACAAACUUUAUUAAUAACUACUAUAUAUAUAUAUAUUUACUUUUAUCUUUUUUAAUUAAAUUACCUAUAUUUUUUGUUCAUCUUUGACUCCCAAAAGCUCAUGUUGAAGCUCCAGUAACUGGUUCAAUAAUCUUAGCAUCAAUUAUACUAAAAUUAGGAAGUUACGGCAUUCUACGAAUUAUAUUUAUUAUAGAAUACCUAUGCAUAAAAUAUAAUUAUAUUUUAAUUUCAAUUAGUAUUAUUGGAUCAAUUUUUUCAUCUUUAAUUUGUUUAAAACAAAUAGAUAUAAAAAAAUUAGUUGCUUACUCUUCAGUAGUACACAUAAAUAUAUUACUUGCAGGAAUCCUUACUAUAUCAAUAUUAGGAAUUAUAGGAAGAAUUAUUAUAAUAAUUAGUCAUGGUUUAUGCUCCUCUGCAUUAUUUUUUAUUGUAAACUUAUCCUACUCCCGAUUUAAAUCUCGAAGAAUAAUUAUUAAUAAAGGAUUAAUAAAUUUAACCCCACAAUUAAGAUUAUUUUGAUUCUUAUUAUGUAUUUUUAAUAUAGCCACCCCACCUUCACUUAAUCUUUUUAGAGAAAUUUUAUUAAUUAAUAGAAUUUUAAAAUUUAGAAUUUCAUUAAUCCCAUUUUUAAUAAUUAUUAGAAUAACAAGUGUAAUUUAUUCAAUAUUCUUUUUUGGAAGGACCCAACACGGCUUUAUAAAUAAAAAUCUUAACAAUUUUUUUUCUAUCAAUAUUAUAGAAAUAUUAAUUUUAACUCUUCAUACAAUCCCAAUUCUUAUCUUAACAUUUACUUUUAACUAGUUUAAAACUAUUGAUUUGUUAAAUCAAAAUCUUAAAUUUUAAUUUAAACUAUAAUUAACUUUUUAUAUUCUUUAAUAUUAUUUUUAUUAAGAAUUUCUUCAAUAAUUUUUAGUAUCACCCUAUUAUUAAUUAAAAAAACAAUUAUUAUUGAAUGAAUAAUUAUUUCUUUAAUUAACCUAAAUUUUGAAAUAAUAAUUUUAAUAGACUGAAUAAGGAUAAUAUUCUUAAGAAUUGUUAUAUUUAUUUCAUCAAUAGUAAUAAUAUACAGAAAAGAAUAUAUACUUAUAGAAAUUAAAAAAAAAUAUUUUUCAAUAAUUCUAAUAUUAUUUGUUAUCUCAAUAAUUUUAAUAAUUAUUUGCCCUAAUAUAAUAAGAAUUAUUCUUGGAUGAGACGGUUUAGGUUUAGUCUCUUACUGUUUAAUUAUCUACUACCAAUCCUCAACAUCUUUUAAUUCAGGUAUAAUUACUUUAUUAACUAACCGUAUUGGAGACAUUAUACUUCUUAUAAUAAUUUUUUUAUCUAUAAAUUUAAAAUCAUGAAAUAUUAAAUUUUAUAAUUUUAACUCUUUAAUAUUUUUAAUUUUUUUAUUAAUUAUAAUUAUAACAAAAAGAGCACAAAUCCCAUUUUCUAUAUGACUCCCUGCUGCAAUAGCUGCCCCCACUCCUGUUUCUUCUCUUGUCCACUCAUCAACCCUUGUUACAGCUGGAAUUUAUAUUCUUAUCCGAUUCAACUAUUUAUUUAUAAAAAUAAAUUGAAUUAUUUUAAUUAUUGGUUUAUUAACAAUACUUACAUCCAGAAUUAAUGCUUUAUUUGAAUUUGACUUAAAAAAAAUUAUUGCUUUCUCUACAUUAAGACAAUUAGGAUUAAUAAUACAUAUACUUGCCUAUAACCUACCAAACUACGUAUUUUUCCACUUAAUUUCACAUGCUAUAUUUAAAUCUUUACUUUUUCUUUGUUCAGGUAUUAUAAUUCACUUUAUACUAAAUUAUCAAGAUAUUCGAUUUAUAGGGUCAUUAAUUUAUGAAUGCCCAAUAGUAAUUAUAUUUUUUAAUUUUGCAAACUUAUCACUAUGUGGAUUCCCAUUUUUAUCAGGAUUCUAUUCUAAAGACAUAAUUUAUGAAAUAUCACUAAAUUUCUAUAUCAACCCAAUAAUUAUAAUUUUAAUAUACAUUUCCAUUUCCUUAACUAUAAUAUACACACUUCGAUUAAUAUUCUUUUUAACAUUCAACUCCUCCUCUUUUUCACCAAUAUCCCUAAAAAAAGAUAAUUUUAUUAUAAAUUUUUCUAUUUCAAUAUUAUUUUUUAUAUCAAUUAUUUUUGGAAAUUUAAUAAACUGAUUAAUAUUUUCUUCUCUAAGAAUUAGAAUCCUAAAUUUCAAAUUAAAAUUUUUAAUUUACUUAAUAAUAUUUUUUAGUUUAAGAUUUCUAUUUACUAAAAAAAAUAUAUGAAAUUUAAAUUUUCCCUCAAUUAAUUUUAUUUUAACUAAUUUCUUCUUACUACAAAAAAAUUCUUUAAUAAUCAAAAUAUGAUUAAAUAAUUUAUCUUUAAAAAUAUUUUAUUUUAAUGAAACCUUAUGAAAUGAAUACUACAGAAAAUUUUUAAGUAAAAUUAUCUUUAAAAAAAAUAAUUUUUUUUUAAUAAAAAUUUUUAAUAACUAUUUUAUUUCAAUUUUUAUUUUAAUUAGAUUCAAUCUUUUAAUUAUUUUAAUAAGUUAAUAGAAAAUUUUUAUCUCUAUAAUAUAUAUUCAAAAUAUACACUUUAUCAAGUUCAUUAACUUAAAAUCUUUUAAAAAUAAUAUUAAUUAUUCAUUUAAUAAAAUUUAAAUAAAUUAAAAAAUUUAAAAUAAUAAUCAACAUCUUUUUCCAAAUUAAUAUUAUCAAUUUAUCAUAACGUAUUCGAGGGAAACUCCCUCGAAUACAAAUAAUUAAAAUUAUAAAAAUUAAAGUUUUAAAUAUUACCCUUAAACUAAAAUUAUCCAUAAAAUAAAAUAAAACAAUUAAAAAUCUCAUCAAUAUAAUUAUACCAUAUUCAGAUAAAAAAAUUAAUACAAACCCUCCUCUUAUAUAUUCAGUAUUAAACCCUGAAACUAACUCUGAUUCCCCCUCUGCCAAAUCAAAAGGAGUUCGAUUUAACUCUGCCAAAACACUUACUAAAAAUAUUAAUAUAAUUAACCUUAAAAACCAAAAUAUUCAAAU